This is a messenger RNA of Bacidia gigantensis, 471 nucleotides long. RefSeq lists its product as uncharacterized. The transcript has a single exon. The coding region runs from base 1 to 471 and encodes 156 amino acids. Lineage: Eukaryota; Fungi; Ascomycota; Lecanoromycetes; Lecanorales; Ramalinaceae. The record is from RefSeq and is a predicted model, not a curated record.
AUGCCUCCAUUACCAGAAUUCAGUCGCCAAAUCUACACUCCACAACAAUGCGAGUGCCUAUCUCUCGAGUGGGGCCAAAUUUAUACAAGAGAUGACGAGAAAGAUUGCGCCCUCUAUGUAUUGAACGGUAUCUACGAUAUGGACAAGGCAUAUGCGCCUUGGAUCGAGAAACCUAUGCUUAGGAUUCGCCAUUGGCAAAACCUGCUAGUAAUACUAUAUUGUAAGAGUGAGCGGGACCCACUGUGGAGAGUAGCGAACGAGGCCGGCGAGCAGGACCUACGAAGGGAUAUUUGGCGUGAGAAGGCAAACCUCGAGAAUACGAAGAGUCAGAGGAACAAGCUUCUUCAGUGGUACCUCAGUACUUUCGAGGAGCAGAUGGAGGGGAUGAGGGUGGGGUGGCAGAGUCUGUGCUGGUGGAAGGAGUAUUUUGGCAUGGAUGUUAGUAUGGAAGAUCUUGAAUUGAGAUCGUAG